AUGUCUGCUUCUUCUGCUUCCAAUAUCAACUCUUCGAUAUUCAUUCUCACGGGGUUCCCUGGCCUAGAACAAUACUAUCCCUGGUUUUCAGUUCCCUUUUCUUCGAUCUAUGCUGUGGUUUUCCUGGGAAACUGCCUGGUGCUGCAUGUGGUUCAUACUGAGCCGAGCCUGCAUGAGCCCAUGUUCUACUUCCUGGCCAUGCUGGCCCUCACUGACCUGUUCAUGGGGUUGUCCACAGUAUACACGGUGCUGGGGACGAUGUGGGGGCUCAGCCAGGAGAUUGGUCUAGAUGCCUGCAUUUCCCAGACUUAUUUUGUUCAUGGACUAUCUUUCAUGGAGUCUGGAGUCCUUCUUGCCAUGGCUUUUGAUCGCUUUAUAGCAAUUUGCAAUCCUCUGAGAUAUACAUCCAUUCUGACUAAUAGCAGGAUCAUUUGCUUCAUGGUGACCAUUUUGACAAGAAGCUCUUUGUCUAUUCUUCCUGUCAUCAUUCGUUUGAAGUUCUUUCCUUACUGCAGACCCCACAUUGUCUCUCAUUCCUUCUGCCUGCACCAGGAUCUACUCCGACUGGCCUGCUCUGACAUUCGCUUCAAUAGCUUCUAUGCCCUGGCUCUGGUGAUUUGUACCUUGUUGUUGGAUGCUGUCCUUAUUCUCAUCUCCUAUGUUUUCAUCUUGCAUACAGUGCUGGCAAUUGCAUCUCGAAAAGAGAGGCUCAAGGCUCUGGAGACCUGUGUCUCCCACCUCUGUGCAGUUCUGGUUUUCUACAUUCCCAUCAUUGGUCUCACUAUGGUACACCGCUUUGGAAAGCAUCUCUCACCUUUGGUUCAUGUCCUUAUGGGCAACAUCUAUAUUCUCUUUCCUCCCAUGAUGAAUCCAAUAAUCUAUAGUGUAAAGACCCAACAGAUUCGAAGCAGGAUGAAGAAGUGGUUUUCUCUGCAAAUGUAG
This is a messenger RNA of Bubalus bubalis (water buffalo), 942 nucleotides long. RefSeq names its product olfactory receptor 51V1-like. Bases 1 to 942 code for a protein of 313 amino acids. The record is from RefSeq and is a predicted model, not a curated record. Gene Ontology annotation, molecular function: G protein-coupled receptor activity; olfactory receptor activity. Gene Ontology annotation, biological process: G protein-coupled receptor signaling pathway. The transcript has a single exon. Lineage: Eukaryota; Metazoa; Chordata; Mammalia; Artiodactyla; Bovidae. Gene Ontology annotation, cellular component: membrane.